CAGCGCGGCGGAGGCAGCAGCAGGAGCAGCCCCGGCUGCGGGUCGCGACGGCGGCGGGGCGCCCCCUCCCCGGUGCCGGGGCGCGGCGGAGGGAUGUGGGGCUUUGCGGGAGGAAGGCUUUUCGGCUUCUUCUCCGCCCCAGUGCUGGUGGCGGUGGUGUGCUGUGCCCAGAGCGUGAACGACCCCGGGAACAUGUCCUUUGUGAAGGAGACGGUGGACAAGCUGUUGAAAGGCUACGACAUCCGCCUAAGACCGGACUUCGGGGGUCCCCCGGUCUGCGUGGGGAUGAACAUCGACCUCGCCAGCAUAGACAUGGUUUCCGAAGUCAACAUGGAUUACACAUUAACCAUGUAUUUCCAACAAUACUGGAGAGAUAAAAGACUCGCCUAUUCUGGGAUCCCUCUCAACCUCACGCUCGACAACCGAGUGGCUGACCAGCUGUGGGUGCCUGACACAUAUUUCUUAAAUGACAAAAAGUCAUUUGUGCACGGAGUGACGGUGAAGAACCGCAUGAUCCGGCUGCAUCCGGAUGGGACCGUGCUGUACGGGCUCAGGAUCACGACAACAGCAGCGUGCAUGAUGGACCUGAGAAGAUACCCCUUGGACGAGCAGAACUGCACUCUGGAAAUUGAAAGCUAUGGCUACACCACCGAUGACAUUGAGUUUUACUGGCGCGGUGGCGACAAAGCUGUCACCGGAGUGGAGAGGAUUGAGCUUCCUCAGUUUUCCAUUGUGGAGCAUCGUCUGGUCUCGAGGAAUGUCGUCUUUGCCACAGGUGCCUACCCUCGGCUCUCCCUGAGCUUCCGGUUGAAAAGGAACAUCGGAUACUUUAUCCUGCAGACUUAUAUGCCCUCCAUACUGAUCACCAUCCUCUCGUGGGUGUCCUUCUGGAUCAACUACGAUGCCUCCGCGGCUCGAGUCGCCCUCGGGAUCACGACCGUCCUGACCAUGACGACCAUCAACACGCACCUUCGGGAGACGCUGCCCAAAAUCCCCUACGUCAAAGCCAUUGACAUGUACCUCAUGGGCUGCUUUGUCUUUGUGUUUCUGGCCCUUCUGGAGUAUGCCUUUGUCAACUACAUUUUCUUUGGAAGAGGCCCUCAAAGGCAGAAGAAGCUUGCAGAAAAGACAGCCAAGGCCAAGAAUGACCGUUCGAAGAGCGAAAGCAACCGGGUGGAUGCUCAUGGAAACAUUCUGUUAACUUCCCUGGAGGUUCACAAUGAAAUGAAUGAGGUCGCGGGCAGCGUCGGUGACACGAGGAAUUCAGCAAUAUCCUUUGACAACUCAGGAAUCCAGUACAGGAAACACAGCGUGCCCAGGGAGGGGCAUGGGCGACACAUGGGGGACCGGGGCCUCCCGCACAAGAAGACCCAUCUACGGAGGAGAUCUUCGCAGCUCAAAAUUAAAAUCCCCGAUCUAACCGAUGUGAAUGCCAUAGACAGAUGGUCCAGGAUCGUAUUUCCAUUCACUUUUUCUCUUUUCAACUUAGUUUACUGGCUGUACUAUGUUAACUGAGUGACUGUACUUGACUUUUCAAAGACUUCAUUUAACACUGAGUGAAGUAUUACUCUGCCUGUCAAGUUUUUAUACCUGUACACACACAGAGACACACACGCGUGCACACACAUACAUAUAUACAUACGCAAUUGUAUAUAUAUGUGAACUUUCGGCAUAUAUAUAAAACACACGUGUAUAUGAGGAUGUAUGUGUAUGUGUUUAUACACACAGGUGUCAGUGCCCAUGUGUAUUUAAAACAAAUACACAUACAUAUAUACAUUUUGCAGCUAUGGACAAAUUUAACACAGGAUGCAAAUUAAAGGAAGUCAUAGUUUUUUUUCUGUUUUAAUUGAAAGGGACAAGCAUUGUCUAAAUAUGAUGCCUUGAGAAUGAGGGCCUGAAACACAUCAUCCCAAAAUGGGUCUUUUAUUAUCAUAAGUUAGAUGUUUUAGUUUAAAAAUCAGAAAGAAACUCUUACUUAAUCUUCAAAACCUCAUCCAGUGGUAUUGAUAGUUUAAAACGUGUCACGCACUUCGUAUCCUCUCUUUCAGUUUACUAAGCGAAAGCUUUUCAGCAUUUUUGGCGAUGGGGAUUGCUUUCGUUGGGCGUCCGUUUUCUGCACGGUUUAGUAGCUGGGGUGAGUGUGAUCUCACCAUUUUCUUAAACAUAGAAAGAUCCCACAUUGGUGUCUGAACGUCCAUUUUAUGAAAACCCAUCAGACAUGGAUGGCAUCUAAUUGUAAGUACUCUGAUGUACAGUCUGGUUUUUGUUGUCGUUCACUUGGAGUGGAUUGGCUUACCUGUCACACAGUGGGAACACAGUGGCACACACAGUGGGAACACAGUGCCAAUGUUCAGAUGACAUUUCAAUCAUCGAAACUGGCUUCCACAUCUCAUGGAUUUCUAGGCCUGAUAUUUAACAGAAAGCGUAGACAUCUCAGGUUAUUUGUUACUCUAAGGUAAAACCAUCUAGGAUGACUUCCCCCCUUGUCUUUACGUUAUCAAUCACUCUUAUAACAUUGUAUGUUAAUAUAAAAUAUAUUUGCAUAACAUGCAUAUAUAUGUGUAUAUUUCCCAAGAUUUUGUUUCUUAUGCUUGCUACCAUGGCAGCAUGCAAUGUUAUAUUUUUAUGUGAUGUGACUACUUUCUGUUCUCUAGAAUUAAGAUUGAAGCUAAAACACUUCUACUGUUCAAUUUCAGAAACCAAGAAACAUCCUCAUGCCUUUAUUUCUGUAUCCGACACAUGUCAUAAGCACAUCUGACCACUCCUAGUCUAACUAGGACGCUGCAGAAACACACCCAGUACUCACCACGUGUCACCCACUGACUCGUGACCGUUCUCUUGAGGCAAAGGAGAGCAAUCUGACGACACACACAGUCACUUUUGUUUCCGUCUGAUCCACGGCCUCAUCAGUAUUUGGACUUUUUAAAGCUCGUAGAAACAAGACAAGGUGCACUGGUUUCAUAGAUGCAACCUUAACUUACUAUUUAGAUGAGAUCUUUCUAAAGAAAAAAAAGAGAUGAUAUAUUUUUUGUAAACAAUAUUUCUAUCACAGGCAUCCAUAAACUGAAGUGACUACAGUUGUGCAAACAGAUGUCACAGUGAAGUUAAGCAUUUGGAGAAAAAAAACAAAGCAAAAUAUUCCGAAAAGAACUGCUAAAUUAAUACUUUAACCCCAAAUGCCACAUAUGCCUCACCCUCUCUGUUCUAUACAAAACCAAUGACCAGAGUCUCAUCUGGUUCUCUAAUAGCUGGUACCAGAUCUUUCCAUGUAGACAGAGGCACCACCUUUCCUGGGGGUGCACGUGGUGGGGCCAUCACCAUGAGCUGAUGACCAUAACUAGAUUUUUCUUUGGCGGCCAUAACAACCUUUAAUUUGUGGGCGUCUGCAACAGUUCAAAACCCACUGUCAGGUGAAACAUAAUCCACGAAGUCUCAUGCUAGAAGCAAGGACCAAUUUUUAUAUCCUUUCCCCUCCUUCAUUCCUGCCUUUCUUCAAUGUCUUCUCCCAACCCCUGCUCUCUGGUUUUGUUUUUGUCUGGAGAUGACCAGGUGAUUUCUUGGUCUUUGGCUUUUCUCUGACAGUUUUUUUCGUGGGCAACAAUGGGGGAAUCUUCAAAGUUAAACAGAUUGGGAAAAACCUUGUAAGUGGCCUUAUCAUUGUUAACAUGUUAAAGAAAAAAAAAAAAGACAUUUGUGAAGACCUUAUCCCUUUCAAUACUUCAGGUAUCUUUUUUCUGUAUCCAGUGAUUCGAGGAAUGAGUAAGGAGGGACCCCAAAAUGCAAAUGAAGGUGGACAAAAAGCAGUCAAUGCUCGAUUUAAGUGUACAAUUUACUCGUAUACUAUUCAGAACUGUGACAUUCAUUUUUUUCUGGAAGAAAAGUGAUUCAAAACGUUUGUGAUGAAUAGUCGAGGUACCCAAAUAUCAAAGGCAGAGACCCCAUGGGGCUCAGAAGAGCUGUGGUCUACUUCCCGAGGUUUUCUGGAUAUAAAUUUGCAUGGUAUAGUCAUAACAGCUUUUGAGCUUUUUAUAUGCAUUUGGCACCAAGACUGAGAUCCACAACUUUGUAGACACUGCAAUGAAGUUAACAUAAUAGCUAUCCUAUAAAUAGUGUUUGUAACUACACAUACACACCACACACACAGAAGUACAUACAUAUAUUCUGUAAAAAACAAACUUUUUAAGAUCCUUGGGUAUGUAUUUGCUUUACUCCAUUUAAGAAGAAACUUACUUUCUUCUAAUGAAAUUAUUUUAUAGCUUCUCCAUUUUUAAAAGUUGUGAGAAAUAUUGAGAAGCGUAACUCUGGUUUUGGCAGAAGAGAGUUGCAUUUGGUUCUGUGCUCAGUCACAACAGCCUCUCAUUACUCCACAGCAGUUACUGGAGCCAGUGAGCGAGCCGGGUUGAUGAUUCUGAACCCCGACCUUUUGGCAUUACUGGGAGGUGGCUGUCACCCAUGUCCAAACCUCAUGAGUAAGGAGACAAAAGCUGAAUAUAAUGAAUUUUGAAUAUAAUGAUAUUUCUUUCUCAACAACUGAACGUAAUAAAAAGUUAAUUUUCUAAGUAGUCCUGUCUUUCCGAAAUGCUUCCCAGGGGCUCAGAGUGUACAGGAGCAUCUUGUAGUGACCCGUGUUCAGAUAUACUUGAGACAGUUCGAGACCUACUCCACAAAUCCCCUCAGAGAAAGACUGAUCUGACUGGGCUCACCUGUGAAGCCAGUCUUGUUCACCUACCCCGGGAGUGGAGAGGGGUUUCACUGUCUAUCCCAGGAGACAUCCAUGGCCCCCUGAAUCUAAAGUGAACUAGAAAAUAUGCCAUGAGAACAUUCCUGUCAGCUCUGAAAAUCACAUUACAUGUACUAUAUCGAGUGUUUUUAACGCCAGCAUCUAGAACUUCUGACAUGUUCUCUUAUUCACAUCAAGGCCCUUCUCCCCUGUCCAGCUAAUCAAUAUUUUCACCAAGGAGAUCCUUGCAGACGCGACACCAAGCACGUUUGGGACAGGUUUUAAGGGGACAGGCCCAUUGCAGUGGUAUCCAGUAGACAGUCCCAUUGGCGGUUGUCACACCGUGGUGUGUUCUAACAGAAUGGGUUCAGCGUGGAAUCUCCUGGCUUGAAAGAAUAGGAUAAACCUUCCAUAAUUUUUCCUUUAACUCUCCACCUGAUAAACCAGUUCAUAUGUCUGGCCAUUUUAUGUAAGCAAAGCUGAACAGUUAAUUGGUGAACAGUUAAUUGGCUCUUACACGAGCCACCGUCACAGUAACGCUGAGUCGUGGGGCAAAGAGCUGCCCAGGUGGAUUAAAUUUUCCCAGGACACUAGCUAGUGUGCCUUGGAUCGAUUACCUCUUCUACUGCAUUGAAAGGUGCCGUGUUUUCCUGAAAUACUCAAUUUCCAACACCUGGGGAAACAGCGACCUCCCAGAGAGAGACUCACACAGCAGGCCCCUCCCUGGGGCCAGCCACACAUACACUCAUGUUUCUACUUCACAAGUCAGUGCGUAUGUUCAAGGUAAGUACAGGAUUAUUCUAGUAGGAAUAGGCGACUGCUGUCACGGUCAAUCCCCAUGUUGAUUUCAUCUCAUUGUAAAGAUAAAACCUGAUUUUGCUUAAGCACAUUGAUGUAAUUUUUGGUAUUAUUUGACAUGAAAAACAAACAGCAACAUUGAGUGAUAGAUACAAUAUGAAACUUGUUGAUGAAUGAAUUCAAAUUUAUUAAAAAAGGACUAACUGAC
This is a messenger RNA of Rhinolophus ferrumequinum (greater horseshoe bat), 5726 nucleotides long. RefSeq names its product gamma-aminobutyric acid type A receptor subunit beta3 (gene GABRB3). Gene Ontology annotation, cellular component: synapse; membrane; GABA-A receptor complex. Gene Ontology annotation, biological process: monoatomic ion transmembrane transport; regulation of membrane potential; signal transduction. The transcript has 9 exons. Bases 94 to 1515 code for a protein of 473 amino acids. Lineage: Eukaryota; Metazoa; Chordata; Mammalia; Chiroptera; Rhinolophidae. The record is from RefSeq and is a predicted model, not a curated record. Gene Ontology annotation, molecular function: extracellular ligand-gated monoatomic ion channel activity; GABA-A receptor activity; neurotransmitter receptor activity.